AUGCCAUCUAGUGAGCGAACCGACUCGAUGCUUAGUGAAAUCAGCAAGGACGAUUGGUUCGGAUGUAAUCUGAUAACCGAGCACCUAACCCGCACCGUCCUGCCGGUCCAACGAACUUCAUCAAAGUAA
This is a messenger RNA of Parastagonospora nodorum SN15, 129 nucleotides long. RefSeq lists its product as hypothetical. The record is from RefSeq and is a predicted model, not a curated record. The transcript has 3 exons. Lineage: Eukaryota; Fungi; Ascomycota; Dothideomycetes; Pleosporales; Phaeosphaeriaceae. The coding region runs from base 1 to 129 and encodes 42 amino acids.